Messenger RNA from Moneuplotes crassus, 370 nucleotides. The record is from the annotation of a GenBank genome assembly. Lineage: Eukaryota; Ciliophora; Spirotrichea; Euplotida; Euplotidae.
UGAAAUAUUCCAAGCUCAUUAUUUAAAAAGAAAAGUCAAUGGGGAGCCAUAUAUCGUGAAGACCUUCCAAUAAUGAAGUUAAGAAAGAGAAAAGUAAAGAGGUUAAAGUUGCUAAAAGUAAAAAGAGAAUUCCCAAAAAGAAGGGUCAAAGAUCCAAAAAAUUAUCUCGAAACGAAGGUAAAUUCCUAGAAGACAAGUCAACUCUCGAUUCUGACAAGCCAUUUCCCUAUUAUUCCGAAAAUCAGCCGACUUUCGAAGCCAGUGAUGAUGAAGGUGAGGAAAAUUUCUUACUCCCGAACUAUAAAAGGAGGCAGACUCCACUAGUAACCUUUAUGAAUAAAUAUCGUCUAUAAGAAUCUUAUCAAGUUAA